Molecule: messenger RNA, 735 nt
Organism: Suillus plorans
Lineage: Eukaryota; Fungi; Basidiomycota; Agaricomycetes; Boletales; Suillaceae
Exons: 3
Coding region: 1-735 (244 amino acids)
Source: RefSeq, a predicted model, not a curated record
AUGUACAUUGUACAUGCGACGUAUCCAACAGCAUAUGGAAAGUUGGAUCGUGAGAACAAAUUUCCUCAGAUGCAAAACAAGUGCCUGCACCUGCAGCAGCUUCGUCGCGGCAACUUGGGGGUAGAACGGUCGCCCCUUGCCAUGACCAAAUUUUCCCUUGUCAUGGGAUCGAGAAUAGGGUGCGACCUCCUUACAGAUUUGACAGCUAUGAGUGGUUCAAUUCUCGACACCUCAGUUCCAUCCGAAACAGUUCAUGAUGGCCUUAUUCCGAGUUCUGCAGCAGCCGAUUUUCACCUUUUAAUGGCAAAGCUCCCCUUGGAAAGCAAUGUGCUUGGCUUUCGUGACACAGCUCCUGUUUCCAAGCUGUUGCAGCUUGCCUCACAUGUCUGGCUUAGUGAUACCACAGUCAACAUGAUGCUCGACAUCAUCCGGCAACCCAUCUCUACCAACUUGUACCUCUCCUCCUGUCACAACAUUGUUCUGUGCUACACGGCUACCAAAAUUCAGACUGCGGAGAAAGAUACUCAUACCUGGCUCAAUGACAAAAUUGAAAACAUGCCUGGUGAUUCCACUUUCGAUGCCGAGGAAGACAUUGACUUGGAAGUGCCGGAACUCACAAAAAUUCUCGCUGAUGAUCCACCCCAAGGGAGUGUGUCGAAAGGUAAGAAGAGAGAGCAAAUGGUGGCUUGCAUUGAUGACACUGAUGAUGCUGAUGGCGAAUGGGUCUGGAAGUGA